Molecule: messenger RNA, 699 nt
Organism: Fonsecaea nubica
Lineage: Eukaryota; Fungi; Ascomycota; Eurotiomycetes; Chaetothyriales; Herpotrichiellaceae
Exons: 1
Coding region: 1-699 (232 amino acids)
Source: RefSeq, a predicted model, not a curated record
AUGUCCGGGCCUUACGAUUCCUACGGAGGCGGUCAGAACUACGGUAGCCAAUAUCCCCAGCAAGGGUAUGGUAGCGGUCAAGGCUACCCCCCUCAGCAGUCAUACGGCCAACAGUAUCCUUCUCAACAAGGCUACCAACAAUACCCUCCUCAAGACCAGGGCUUCGGCCCACCUCGCCGACAAGAUUCCUUCGGGCCCCCUCAGUCUGGUGGCUUCCAGCAUGGACAAGCUGGCUACCAAUACGGAGCUUACGAUGCCAGCAACCCCCAAGGCCAUUCAGGAUACUAUGGCAGUAACCAACCUCAGCAGCAGCAAUAUGGCGGCAACGAUGCCUAUGCUCAGAACCAAGCCUACCAGGCACAAAUGGGACAGGGUCAGCAUGGUGGCCAACAACAAGCCCAGGGUACAAGUCUGCCACCGGAAGUGGCCAACCAUCAGUUUUCCCCUCAAUCGACUGACCCCAAUGCGCCCAACUACGACCCCAACGCUCCCCCAAUGACCGAGAGUGAUCGUGGCCUCCUCGGCGCUGUCGGGGGCGGCUUUGGUGGUCAUUUCUUGGGCAAACAGGCCGGUCAUGGCUUCCUAGGAACCAUUGGCGGUGCCAUCCUCGGCAGCGUGGCUGAAGACUUUUUGAAGGAUAAGAAGAAGCAGCACCAUAGCAGCAGCAACAGCAGCUGGGGUGGUGGCAGCAGAUACUAA